CAUCAAGAUGGCGGCUGGGCUGCGGAAACGCGGCCGCGCUGGGGCUGGCGCCGCGGCCCGGGCAGCAGGUCGCUGCGAGCAAUGGCUGCGGCGGGCCUGGCAAGAGCGGCGCCUGCUGCUGGUGGAGCCUCGCUACACGCUGCUGGUGGCCGCCUGCCUCUGCCUAGCGGAGGUGGGCAUCACCUUCUGGGUCAUUCACAGGGUGGCAUACACAGAGAUCGACUGGAAGGCCUACAUGGCUGAGGUGGAGGGUGUCAUCAAUGGUACCUAUGACUACACACAACUGCAGGGUGACACUGGACCUCUUGUGUACCCGGCUGGCUUUGUGUACAUCUUCAUGGGGCUGUACCAUGCUACUGACCGGGGCACGGACAUCCAUGUGGCCCAGCACAUCUUCGCUGUGCUCUACCUGGCCACCCUGCUGCUUGUCUUCUGGAUCUACCACCAGACCUGCAAAGUUCCUCCCUUCGUGUUUUUCUUCAUGUGCUGCGCCUCGUACCGUGUGCACUCCAUAUUUGUGCUGAGGCUGUUCAAUGACCCUGUGGCUAUGGCGCUGCUCUUUCUCAGCAUCAACCUCCUGCUGGCCCAGCGCUGGGGCUGGGGCUGCUGCUGUUUCAGCCUCGCUGUCUCCGUGAAGAUGAACGUGCUGCUCUUUGCUCCCGGCCUUCUGUUCCUUCUCCUCACGCAGUUUGGCCUCCGUGGGGCCCUACCCAAGCUGAGCCUGUGUGCUGCCCUUCAGGUGAUCCUGGGGCUGCCCUUCCUGUUGGAAAACCCCGUUGGCUACUUGUCCCGUUCCUUUGACCUCGGCCGCCAGUUUCUCUUCCGUUGGACAGUAAAUUGGCGCUUCCUUCCCGAGCCCCUCUUCCUGCACCGAGCCUUCCACUUGGUCCUGCUGGCUGCGCACCUCCUCCUGCUCCUGCUCUUUGCCCUCUGCAGGUGGCACAGGACCGGGGAAAGUAUCCUGUCGCUGCUGAAGGACCCCUCCAAAAGGAAGGUCCCUCCCCAACCCCUCACUUCCAAUCAGAUCGUUUCCACUCUCUUCACCUCCAAUUUUAUUGGCAUCUGCUUCAGCCGCUCCCUCCACUACCAGUUCUACGUCUGGUACUUCCACACACUGCCCUACCUCCUGUGGGCCAUGCCUGCUCGCUGGCUCACACACCUAUUCAGGCUGCUGGUGCUGGGGCUCAUCGAGCUCUCGUGGAACACGUACCCAUCCACGUCCUGCAGCUCAGCAGCCCUGCACAUGUGCCACGCCGUCAUCCUGCUGCAGCUCUGGCUGGGGCCUCAGCCCUUCCCCGAGAGCACGCAGCACAGCAAGAAAGCCCACUGAAGCCCACCCUGUGCCCUCGACCACUGAAGACCCUGGGGAGACGGACUCUGCCCUUCCAAUAAAUCUUGCACGGCCA
Echinops telfairi (small Madagascar hedgehog) is the source of this 1406-nucleotide messenger RNA. It is a transcript of the gene ALG3, whose product is annotated as ALG3 alpha-1,3- mannosyltransferase. Gene Ontology annotation, molecular function: dol-P-Man:Man(5)GlcNAc(2)-PP-Dol alpha-1,3-mannosyltransferase activity. Gene Ontology annotation, cellular component: endoplasmic reticulum. The coding region runs from base 8 to 1330 and encodes 440 amino acids. The record is from RefSeq and is a predicted model, not a curated record. NCBI's taxonomy places the organism in Eukaryota, Metazoa, Chordata, Mammalia, Afrosoricida, Tenrecidae. The transcript has 9 exons.